AAAAAAGACAUGGAAAUCCAAACGCCCUUCUGCUCGGGAUUCAUCGAAUACUGAGAUGGAAAACUCCCAGGACAGUUCUCUCUCUUUUACAGAGAGAACCCCCUCCUCAGAAGUAACAUCAAGCGAAGAAGGAUGCGACGAGGCGGGGGUG
Molecule: messenger RNA, 151 nt
Organism: Pelobates cultripes (western spadefoot toad)
Lineage: Eukaryota; Metazoa; Chordata; Amphibia; Anura; Pelobatidae
Source: the annotation of a GenBank genome assembly